This is a messenger RNA of Symbiodinium necroappetens, 1524 nucleotides long. The record is from the annotation of a GenBank genome assembly. Lineage: Eukaryota; Dinophyceae; Suessiales; Symbiodiniaceae.
GUUCACAGCGAUGUGCAGCACCUGGCAGAUGGACUUGCAACAGAGAACAAGAAGGUGCAGGACGACAUCCAGCAGAUGGCGGACGGACUUGCAACAGAGAACGAGAAGGUGCGCGAAGAUGUCCAGAAGCUGGCAGAUCGCCUAGCAACGGAGAGCAAGAAGGCGGCCGACGCGGGCUCUGGAGAAGACGCCAAAAGCCUCCUGCAGGAAGCGAAGGCCGAGGUGCAAGCCGUUGAGAAGUCGGCACAGUCCACCGCCGAGCAUAUUCAAAGAUUGACGGAUGGACUGGGAGCAGAUGAGCCGCAGGAGACUUACGAAAUCCACGCUGACGCGGGGAUUCCAUGGAACGCGGUCUGGCCCUGCGUCAUCUUGGUGGCGCUCAUCUACAUCUAUCUCGCUGUGGGCAUCUUCAUGCCUGACCCAAUGGGAUACGAGCGCGUGGACGUGGACGGACGGGACCCGGCUUUGGUGUUGGCAGCUCUGCUCUACUGGGUAGUGAUGCCCAUCGCGCUGGUCACGCUUGGCUUCGGAGCGACAUGUGAAGAAGGGGCUCCCAAUGUGGCCUACAUCACCUACGGUGUCUGCUUUGUCAUACACUUUGCAUGCAUCUUCUGGGCCAUGACAGGCUCAUUGAAAAGGAGACUCCACGACAGCACCCCAAAACUCAUCUUCAUGCUUGGCCUUGCGGCGCUGGAGCACUUUGACAUGGCUUCGGAUGCGCUCUUCACUGGCACAUCAGCGGCGUGCAGUGAGCAAAUCACAAGCUUGUGGCUGCAAUCCUGGCACGAAGUCCCAGGAGGGGAUUUGAUGGUUCCCGUUCUUGACAAGAUGGGCUUCUCCGGUGUGGCGUUGAUGCUGUUUGUCACGGCUGCCUACGUGCCACAGCUCUUGUGUGUGUAUGCUCCAUUUGCACCCGUUGGUUCACCGGCAUUUGCGCUCAUGAUCAUCCUUUGGGCAGCCUUCGGCUGGCUUGAAGGCCUCACGGUCAUGGUCGCAGUUUACUUCGCAGUGGUGUGCACCGAGCCUGGGCGGCUGCAAAUGAAUGCGUUGAGACGUCGAGUCGCAUCGGGCGACGAAGAACUUGUGCUCUUCAUCGGUGCAGAGGUCGUUCAACUCGACGAAGAGGAUGUUGAGGCGCGGAUGCAUGUCAUCAUCGGCACGAAGCUCGUCUUGGAGAACUUGCUGCAGCUCUGGUUGCAAAGCUCUUACCUCUCCCUUUCCUUCGAAACGAUGGACAGCUUUGCACGUUUGCAGGCGAUGGCAUCCAUCGGCGUGGGGCUCCUUGUCGCAGGUGGCAAAGGGCUCCAGCUGUCGGCAUUCCUGCUGCCAAUUCUCAUGAAAGACCCUGGGUCUGUUUGCCGGGAUUUCGACCCCUUGCUUUUAUUUCUAGGUGUCAUCGGUGUCGGCAUGAUGCUGGCCGGCUUCGGGGGCCUUGCCUGGAUCGUAGCCAAGGUUGUAUUCGUGUUUCGCUGUGAAUCUCAUGUUUGGAACCUCACCACCGGUUGCGUCAGCCCAGAGACGUAG